Tupaia belangeri chinensis (Chinese tree shrew) is the source of this 1856-nucleotide messenger RNA. RefSeq names its product N-terminal EF-hand calcium binding protein 2 (gene NECAB2). Gene Ontology annotation, cellular component: cytoplasm. The transcript is spliced from 12 exons. The coding region runs from base 228 to 1010 and encodes 260 amino acids. NCBI's taxonomy places the organism in Eukaryota, Metazoa, Chordata, Mammalia, Scandentia, Tupaiidae. The record is from RefSeq and is a predicted model, not a curated record. Gene Ontology annotation, biological process: regulation of amyloid precursor protein biosynthetic process.
GCAGGGCCCCUGCUCCUGGCCUGGCCUGACUUGGCCUCUCUCCUCUGCAGAUUUUCCGCCGUGCGGACAAAAAUGAUGAUGGGAAGCUGUCCUUGGAGGAGUUCCAGCUCUUCUUUGCAGAUGGCGUCCUCAAUGAAAAAGAACUCGAGGAUCUCUUUCACACAAUUGACUCUGACAAUACGAACCAUGUGGAUACCAAGGAGCUGUGUGAUUACUUUGUGGACCACAUGGGGGACUAUGAGGACGUCCUGGCCUCCCUGGAAACAUUGAAUCACUCUGUGCUGAAGGCCAUGGGCUACACCAAGAAGGUGUAUGAGGGCGGGAGCAAUGUGGACCAGUUUGUGACCCGCUUCCUCCUGAAGGAGACAGCCAAUCAGAUCCAGUCUCUGCUGAGCUCCGUGGAGAGUGCAGUAGAGGCCAUUGAGGAGCAGACCAGCCAGAUCCGCCAGAACCACAGCAAACCCGGCCACGGUGCAACAGAGAGCUGGCACGGAAGCCCCACGCCCCCCUACGCCCCCAGCCACAAGCUCGUGGCCACGGACCGAGGGAAGAGCCCUCCAUCUGCCACUGUGGACCCGAAGGAGGAGGGCCUGGAAGCCCAGAUCAGCCGGUUAGCACAGCUGAUCGGGAGGCUGGAGAACAAGACCCUCUGGUUUGACCUGCAGCAACGCCUCUCAGACGACGAAGGCACCAAUAUGCACCUGCAGCUGGUCCGGCAGGAGAUGGCCGUGUGCCCAGAGCAGCUGAGCGACUUCCUGGACGCCCUGCGACAGUACCUGCGGGGCACCGCCUCAGCCAGGAGCUGCUUCCACAUCGCGGCCGUGAGGCUGGUGGACGGUGUCACCUUCGUCGUGUAUGAGUUCUGGGAGACGGAGGAGGAGUGGAAGAGGCACCUGCAAAGCCCCGUGUGCAAGGCCUUCCGGCAUGUCAAGGUGGACACGCUGAGCCAGCCCGAGGCCCUGUCCUGGAUCUCUGUGCCAGCUGCCUGGUGCACCGUGGGCCAAGACUGACCCCCCAGGGUCCUGGGAGAAGCCUGCCACCCUGCCCCCUUUUGUAGAACUUUGGUACAGAAGCCACCUUUCUGUCUACUAAACCAGGAUGUACCGCCCCUGCUGUCGGAAGUGAUGGAGGACCCCUUCCCUGUACUCUCCCCCACCCCACCCACCGAGGAGCGUGGCCUCUGCCCUGCGGUAUCCCCCUGAAGCCGUGGUUGUUAGUGACAGGAAGGCUUCUUGGAGCCAGCACCCACCUCUCCUGUUACUCCUGGCCUGCAAUCCCCUGCCCCCAGACCUGGCGAUGCAUGCCCAGUCCCUGCAGUCCCCAGCCUGCCUGGCUGAGGCCCAGCAGGCCAGCCCUCUUCUCAUUAGCAACGUGGCCCUGACCUGGGACCACUUCUCCUGGUUCCCGACGUGGACGUUCCUCUACCUGGUAGGAGCCCUGACCCUGUAGUGCCGGCCUGGGCCGAGCCCCCGGCAGCCGUAGCAUACCCACAUAGCCGGGGCCUAUAGGCAGCCACCACUGGGCACAGGCACCAGUAAACGCUGGUUGGGAGCCGGUGCGUGCUGUUUCUGUGUUCUGGUGGAGAGCGGCCAGGGAGUGCGUCUCUGAGGGCCGUGGCGCCCAGGGCAGCGUCCACCCCGGGGGCCCGCCCAAGCUCCCGUCGGCCUCUCUGUGCCCAUCUGUGGAAUGGGGACGUGAUAGGUCAGCAGGGCUGGAGUUGCAGCAAACACGCUCAGGCCUGUGGCAAAGUUCAGGGGCCCCAGGACCACGCUCAGGCUCAGGUCAUGAAUCACAGCAGGGGUGGUCUCCAGCCAGACCAGCAGAGGGAGUGGCCCGGGGGGGGGGGGGGGGGGGCC